Messenger RNA from Sorghum bicolor (sorghum), 3349 nucleotides. Its product is annotated as putative disease resistance protein RGA3. The transcript has 2 exons. The record is from RefSeq and is a predicted model, not a curated record. Gene Ontology annotation, molecular function: ADP binding. The coding region runs from base 74 to 3019 and encodes 981 amino acids. Gene Ontology annotation, biological process: defense response to other organism. NCBI's taxonomy places the organism in Eukaryota, Viridiplantae, Streptophyta, Magnoliopsida, Poales, Poaceae.
UUCGGGUUUCCCAUUCAUCCAUACCCCGUGAGAGCAUCCUUCCAUACCUCAAAAACUCUCACAGACUCACACAAUGGGUGAUGUGGUACUCUCAGCCUUUCUGCAAGUCCUUUUUCAGGGAAUUGCACAUACCAUGAAGGAGGAGCUGAAGAAAUCAGAUUGUCUUGAGAAAGAGAGGGGACUCCUGACUUCUAAAGUGGAAAUGAUACAGGCCGUUCUUAGAGGAGCUGAGAAUAUGCAGCUUUCUGAGCCACAGAAAUUGUGGUUUGGUAAGCUGAAAGAUGUCAGCUACGACGCAAUGGAGGUAUUGGAUAAGUACCUCUAUGAAGAUCAUCGACGUCAACAUCUUUCCAGUGUGCGCAAUAACAAAGUAAGUUCUGCCAUGAAUCCUAAGCGUCAGUACUUUAGGAUCACCAUGGCAAGGGAGAUAAAGGAUGUAGCUAUGAGGAUUGAUGAUCUGCUGAAGACUGCAGCGGGCUUCAAGUUCCAAGUGGAGGUCCAUGGCCAGACAAGUCUACAGACUCAAGGGAGUAGCAGUAGCAGUCAUCCGAGCAGCUCUUUUCCUCCACCUGACGCUCACUGCAGACAAGAAGAUCAUGAGCGUAUUGUCGAGAUGCUUCUUAGUUCUGAUCAGAAUCACAAGGUUCAAGUCUUGCCAAUAGUUGGGGAGGCUUGCAUCGGGAAGACAACUGUCGCUCAGCUCGUCAUCACUGACGAGCGAAUUUUAUUGCACUUCAAGCUGAGGCCUUGGGUUCAUGUCUCAAAUGAGUUUAAUAUAAGAAGGAUCACAGCAGAUAUCAUAGAAUCUAUAGAAGGCUCUUCACCUCGUUUCAACAACCUGGAUAGCCUCCAGAGGCACCUGGGAAACCUUCUGCGAGAAAGAAGGUAUCUGCUUGUCGUGGAUGACUAUUGGCAAAGGGACUGGCAUGACUGGGAGCAGCUCACAUGUCCGCUUCUCAGCGGUGCUCCUGGAAGCAAGAUCAUUGUUACAAGAAUUGGUGCAGUGGCUGAAGAUCUUCGUACCUCUGAUCGUCUUGGUAUCUAUGUUCCUUACAAGUUGCGAGGUCUAUCAGAACAGGACUGCUGGUCAUUGUUCUGCAAACAUGCCCAGUGUAACCCAAGCACAGAUGCCCAGCGAUAUGGUUUUGGAGAUUCUCGAAGCAGCAGAUUGAUCGAUGAAGUCGUACUGAAAUGCAAGGGUGUACCAAUCAUAGCAGCCAGUUUGGGCCACAGACUGCAGCAAGAGAAGGACAAAUGCAAGUGGGCAGCUAUUCUGCGGGAGGAGAAUUGGGAAUCCAAUCAAUCUAACUACAUGAGAUCCCUUCGAAUGAAUUAUGCACAAUUAGAUUCACAUCUGAAGCCAUGUUUCGCGUACUGCUCCAUUUUCCCACAAAAUUUUCAGUUUGAGGAGGAAUGGCUUAUCCAGCUUUGGGAGGCUCAAGUGUUCAUCCCACGUUUCCCUAACAUUGCAGAGAUGAUGGCUGCUGGGAGCAACUACUUCAGAUCUUUUGUGCAACUAUCUUUUUUCCAGCGUGUGCAUUUCGGCCACAUCAGGGAGCGAGACCUCUAUAGCAUUCCACAAAAAAUGCAAGAGCUCGCUUUACAUGUUUCUGCUGGUGACUGCUACAUCUUGGGGUCGGAUCGGCCUUGCGAUUCUCCAAAGAAGGUCCGACAUUUAACAGUACAGUUUGACAAGCUUGCCAAUGUUAACAGGCUUGAUGAAAUCUCCAACUACACGUCUUUGUAUACACUUCUAAUUGUUGGUGGCCCUGCAAAUUAUCCACCUAGCAUCCUAAAUGACGUGCUUCAAAAUACACUUCAGACAGUUCAGAGGCUUCGAGUUUUAGAUGUGAGCAAUUUUGGCCUAAGUGAGCUGCCUGAAUCAAUUGGAGAUCUGAUACACCUUCGCUGUCUUCAGCUCCGAGGCACCAAGAUAAGAAGGCUUCCUGAAUCAGUCUGUCAUCUGUACCACCUUCAAACUCUGGGCCUCAGAAAUUGCUAUUAUCUUGAAGAGUUGCCAACUGAUAUAAAGUAUCUUGGUAAGCUAAGGCAUAUUGAUCUACAUCUGGAUAAUCACCAGCCUACACAGUUGAAGCAUAUGCCUGAGGGUAUAGGUUCACUGAUUGGUCUUCACACACUGUCAAGGUUUGUGAUAAGUACGAGGAGAGGUCGCCAUCGCCACAGCAGUGUUCACGAGCUAUCUAAGUUGAUCAAUCUCAGCGGGGCACUUCUGAUUUCAAAUCUGGACAUUGUUAAGGAUGCACAAGAAGCUCAACAGGCGGAUUUAGCUUCCAAGAAGCUCCUACGAAAGCUAGAGCUUUCAUGGUGUGAGAACACCAACAAGCAACUUGAUGAAGAUACAAUUAUAGAGAACCUAAAACCAGCUAACACCCUCAAUGAGCUAACCGUUUCAGGCUACGGCGGAUUGGCGUGUCCUAGCUGGCUUUGUUCUGAAAACUACAUGCAUGAUCUAGUCACUGUACGGCUUCAUGGGUUUAAGAGCUGCGAUGCUCUUCCUUCACUGGGACUUCUACCACAGCUUAAAAAUCUCUACCUGACAAGCUGGGAUCAAUUGAAAUUUAUAAACAGUAGCUCUUAUGUUUAUGGUCAUGGUGCCAGUUUCCUAUCUUUGAAGAAGUUUCAUUUGGAGGGGAUGCACAGCUUGCAGCGAUGGGAAUGGGAUGAGCUGUGUACAUUCGCCCCUGGUCUGCGUGAGCUUGUUGUCAAGAAUUGCCCUCAACUUCGUGAGCUUCCACGGUGCAUUCAGAACCUUCGAGACUUGGAAGACAUGGAGAUUGUUGGCUGUUGGGAGCUCGCUCUCCUCCCACAUUUGAAUGGCCUUACUUCACUGCAAAGACUGGAGAUUUCAGACUGCAAUUCGAUUUGUUCCCUGCCAUGCACUGGCUUGCCUAGGUCACUGCAGGUCUUGAGCAUAAACAAUUGUCAUCAGCUUAGCCACUCUUGCAAGAAUCUGAGAAGCAUCAUCUCUUCGGUGUGGAUCGACGGACAUCGUAUUUAGUCUGGCUGUAUGAGUGUACUACCAUGAUAAUGAUAUAUAUAGGGCUCAAGUAAGAUUUAGCUAGGAUUCUGAAGUUCCUGAAAAGUAGACUCUGUACGGUUCUACUAGAGUUUGGGGUUUAAACUUUUUUUUUGAUCGGCUUUGGGGGUUUAAACUUUAAAUGAUAGCUAGGAUUUUGAAGCACAUAUACUUCCUAGAAUGUGAACCAAACACAACCUUAAUUCCAGCGAUUGUACAUUUCAUCUCACCGUGACUGGUAUAUGUGCUUCAGAUUCUAUCUUCUGUAACAAAAUAUGUACAAUUCAUCUUCGGUUUUUCAGUUGUUAUUCA